AUGAUUUCCGGCCGCCGUCUCGAUUUGGUCUGCCUUACUUGGCUUUCUAUACCCUGUAUCCCAGUCUGCCAGGGCAGCGACUCGGGACGAUUAUCCCUAGCAAAGUUACGGAAGCCACAUAGCUGUCUAGUGCCACAGCAAUUCAUCAUUUCGGUCGCGUGCGAGCCGGCGCAUCUCCCACUGGUCCAAAUCACGCUGGCCGAGCCAAUGUGCGCCAAACCCCAGGAUAUCAGUCAUGGUUCUUCGACGUCUGAGGCGAACCGUUCACCGACAAACCCUCGGUGUUCUCACCGCUCUCAACCUUGUCACUGGUCAUGA
Colletotrichum orchidophilum is the source of this 318-nucleotide messenger RNA. RefSeq lists its product as uncharacterized. The record is from RefSeq and is a predicted model, not a curated record. The transcript has a single exon. Bases 1 to 318 code for a protein of 105 amino acids. NCBI's taxonomy places the organism in Eukaryota, Fungi, Ascomycota, Sordariomycetes, Glomerellales, Glomerellaceae.